AUGGCUUCCCGCCAGCUGUCAGCCCUGCUCCUAGUCCUGGCGCUCACCGCCCAGGCGGCGUCCGCUAACUACGUGGGUUACGUCGACCCGUGCUCUGGAAGUACCACGAACAAGUGCAGUGCGGCGGCGCUGGGAACAUACAACCCGCCUGGACUUACGAGCUGCAACGGAAUUAUCGUGAGCUGCUACACUAGUUACACCAAUGACGGCAAAUGCGGGAGCACAAAAGACACCACCUGUCCGGCGUGCGUCGUUAGCGGGAACACGGUGACUCUUAGUUGCACCAACAAACCCUCGGGCGGCCAGUGUGCCAACACAAACCCUGUCCAAUACAGCGGGACAGCUGUCUGUGGCGACCCGCACUUUGCGGCCCCCGGCGGCAUCUUCUUUGACUGGCACGGCGUGCGCGACCAGGUCUUCAGCAUCAUCUCUGACACCAACUUCCAGUUCAACGCCCGGUUCAUCGGCGAGCGCACCGACACUCAGAACGUCGAGCACGGCACCUGGAUGGAGGUAAGCCAAGGGCCCAUCCUUUCGAAGGGAUCCCUCCCGGGUUUCGCUCUGACGAGUUUGGCCCCCUACCUCCUGCCCCCCCCUCCUGCUUCUCCGCACUUCUCGGGUAGACGGGACGGAUGGAAUGACCAGAAUCCAAACUUCAACCUGUCUCUGGCUUGUAAUUUUGUGCGGGUCGAAGGGAAAGGAAGAAUCUGA
This is a messenger RNA of Klebsormidium nitens, 711 nucleotides long. The record is from the annotation of a GenBank genome assembly. Lineage: Eukaryota; Viridiplantae; Streptophyta; Klebsormidiophyceae; Klebsormidiales; Klebsormidiaceae.